AUGGAGAAACAAGGACAGAAAGGUGGUCGGCUGUUGCUUGUGCCAUGCCCAUUUCAAGGUCACAUAAAUAAAAUGCUUCAGCUAGGUUCUGUUCUUCACUCAAAAGGCUUCUCCAUCACCAAAUUCUUGGCCCAGAUGAUAAGUCACCAGGACCCUUCUCAUCCUCAAUUUUCCUGCAUCAUAUAUGACGAAGUCAUGUAUUUCUGUCCUGCGGUCGCUAAUCAUUUCAAGCUUCCUAGCAUCAUGUUUCGAACUUGUAGUGCCACCACUUUUCUUGUUCGUGCUCUCAUUCCCAACCUGCAUUUACAAGGUUGCCUUCCUUUACCAGACUCUAUUUUGCAGGAUCCAGUGCCUGAACACUAUCCUUUGAGGUUCAAAGAUCUACCCAUUACAAAAUUUGGGUCAGAAGAACAGAACUUGCGACUGAUGGCCAACUUGUUCAAUACAGAAAAAAGCUCAGCAAUAAUAUUUAACACUGUAGAUUGUCUUGAACAGUCAUCACUAGCGAUUAUUCAGCACCAAAAACAGCUUCCAAUCUUCCCAGUUGGCCCUAUGCAUAAACUUGCUCCAAACUCCACCAGCAGCAUACUAGAAGAGGACACCAGCUGCAUAGCAUGGCUCGACAAGCAAGCUCGAAAUUCUGUCACAUACAUAAGCUUGGGGAGCAUAGCAUCCAUGGAUGCUAAGGAGUUAGAAGAGAUGGCCUGGGGACAGGCCAAUAGUAAGCAGCCUUUCGUGUGGGUGAUACGAUCCAGCCAGAAAAUAUCCCCAGAAUGGAUAGAGUCAUUCACUAAGGAUUUCAAAAAUUCAGUUGGAGAAAGAGGCUGCAUUAUGAGAUUGGCACCCCAGAGACAAGUGUUGGCACAUGAUGCAGUAGGAGGGUUUUGGACCCAUUGCGGAUGGAAUUCAACACUGGAAAGUAUAUGUGAAGGGGUUCCAAUGAUAUGCAGACCAUGUUUUGGGGAUCAAAAUGUGACUGCAAGGUAUGUUAGCCAAGUAUGGAGAGUAGGUUGGCAGUACGAGAAUGAGUUGGAGCGAGGUGAAAUAGAGAAAAUUGUUCUGAGACUAAUGGUUGAAGAAGAAGGGAAAGAGAUGAGAAAGAGAGCAAGGGGUUUAAAACAUGUGGUUGAAGCUAGCAUUGACGAUGGUGGUCCUUCAUGCAAUUCCUUGAAUGAGUUGGUAGAGUUUAUUAUGUCCUCUUAG
This is a messenger RNA of Carica papaya (papaya), 1203 nucleotides long. The record is from RefSeq and is a predicted model, not a curated record. NCBI's taxonomy places the organism in Eukaryota, Viridiplantae, Streptophyta, Magnoliopsida, Brassicales, Caricaceae.